This is a messenger RNA of Harpia harpyja (harpy eagle), 529 nucleotides long. Its product is annotated as basic proline-rich protein-like. The record is from RefSeq and is a predicted model, not a curated record. The transcript has 3 exons. The coding region runs from base 225 to 515 and encodes 96 amino acids. NCBI's taxonomy places the organism in Eukaryota, Metazoa, Chordata, Aves, Accipitriformes, Accipitridae.
CCUUUCCCACCAGGCCAGACACCCCGUCCCCCCUCCCUGGCCAUGGCCCCCGGGGACCCGGCAGCCCCCGAGGGGGGGGUCCCCAUUCCUUGGGGGGGGGUAUCCCCAUUCCAGGGGUGUCCCCGCGCUCCCGCUGACCCCCCUUUCCCGCAGGGAUCCCAGCCGGAGCCGGGGACGCAGCCCCCCCGCCAGGCCCCCCGGAGCGGGCAGCAGCUCAGAGGACGAUGCUCCCCCCACCCCGGCCGCGUGUCCCCCACAGGGAGCAAGCGCUGUGCCUCCUGCAAGACACGCCGGACCCCGCUCUGGCGGGCAGCCGAAAACGGGACCCCCCUCUGCAACGCCUGCGGCAUCAGGUACAAGAAAUACCGGGUGCGGUGCCGACGGUGCUGGAACGUCCCCGGGAAGAGCGGGACCCCCCGUCCCCAGUGUCCCCACUGCGGGGAGCGGUGUCACCCGGCCGGCGGCGGGAGGAGGUGACGGCGAGGACCCCGGCAGCGGCGAGGGGACGGCGGUGACGGCGGUGGCGGCA